Acanthosepion pharaonis is the source of this 840-nucleotide messenger RNA. NCBI's taxonomy places the organism in Eukaryota, Metazoa, Mollusca, Cephalopoda, Sepiida, Sepiidae. The record is from the annotation of a GenBank genome assembly.
AUGCAAGACAGCCCCAGCUGCACAUCUUUCAUAUCUAUCUAUCUAUCUAUCUAUCUAUCUAUCUAUCUAUCUAACUCAGUGUAUUCAUAUCUAUCUAUCUAUCUAUCUAUCUAUCUAUCUAUCUAUCUAUCUACAAUUAUCUAUUAUUCUAUCUAUCUAUCUAUCUAUUUAUCUAUCUAUCUAUCUAUCUCAGUGUAUUCAUAUCUAUCUAUGUUCAUAUCUAUCUAUCCCAGUUCAUAUCUAUUUAUCUCAAUCUGUUCAUAUCUAUCUAUCUAUCUAUCUAUCUAUCUAUCUAUCUAUCUAUCUAUCUAUCUAUCUCCUUUACUAUUUUUCUUAUCUCAUCUGUUAUGUUCAUAUCUAUCUAUCUAUCUAUCUAUCUGUCGAUGUUCAUAUCUAUCUAUCUAUAUUCAUAUCUAUCUAUCUAUCUUUCUAUCUAAUAUCUAUCUAUCUAUCUACUUCUGUUCAUAUCUAUCUAUUUCAAAUAUUCAUUAUUUAUCUAUCUAUCUAUCUAUCUAUCUACUUCUUUUUCAUAUCUAUCUAUCUAUUUCAGUCAUUCAUAUCUAUCUAUCUUCUAUCUAUCUAUCUAUCUAUCUAUCUAUCUAUUUCGUGUUCAUAUCUAUCUAUCUAUCUAUCUAUCUAUCUAUCUAUCUAUCUAUCUAUCUAAACUAUCUAUCUAUUUCAGUCUGUUCAUAUCUAUCUAUCUAUCUAUCUACCUAUCUAUCUAUCUAUCUAUUUCAGUCUGUUCAUAUCUAUCUAUCUAUCUAUCUAUCUAUCUAUCUAUCUAUCUAUAUAUAUAUAUAUAUAUAUAUAUAUAUAUACUCGUUAUAUACAUAUCUAUAA